Messenger RNA from Marchantia polymorpha subsp. ruderalis, 2225 nucleotides. The record is from the annotation of a GenBank genome assembly. NCBI's taxonomy places the organism in Eukaryota, Viridiplantae, Streptophyta, Marchantiopsida, Marchantiales, Marchantiaceae.
GCGGGCACGGUAGCAGACAUGUCUCGGAGUGGGACUCUGCAAGAUGCGUUGCGGUCCGUGGACGCAUUCCAGAGAGCUGAGAAUCCUGGGUCGGUGAAAUUUCCAGCUCGUGGGUCUUGUAGAGAUUCUCGGGGGAGCGACUCCGACGAUCUCAGCAAAUCUGAGAGGAAGCACAGAAAAGAGAAGGAGAAGGAGAAGGAUGGGAGGAGGAGAGGGGAGCGCCGGUCCUCCAAGAGCAGGAAGGGUCGUUCCAAGAGUAGCAGCCGGCGAGUGGACGAAGAUGGUAGCGGUGAAGACGACGAUUGCGAGGAUGAGGGCAAAGUGAAGCUGCGCUCUGAGAACAAGAGGCGCCAUAAACGAGAGCAUCGGAAGAAGGAUAGACAUUCCAGGAGUAGUGACAAGAAAGGUGAUAGAGAGAAGGGUAAAGGGUCGCGGAGAAGUCGUAAAUCCGACGGUCGAAGAUCGGGGAGGUCGCAAGAGGAUUCUUCUUUCUCCUCCGAUGAUGCAAAGUCUGAUGAUUCUGGCUCUUCGUCAUCCGAAAACGAAAAUGGGAGUGAUACUUCGAAGCCGGAGCAAUUUGCCAAACAAGUCGUUCAAGAAUUUCCGGAAGUCGCCAAUGAUCUCAAGCAGCUUCUUCAGAUGGUGGAUGAUGGUCAGGGAGUUGACAUCAGCCCGUUGCCCAAUAAACGACUGAUUUCACUUCUUCAACAGUUAUUUCGAUCCCUUAAACUCGACAAAUCGAAGGCAGGGAUCUAUCUCCUUCCCUCUGGAGCUCUGCCGACUCUAACUCGGGUGGGCCUGUUUUCUGGCGAUGAAGCUGGACCUGCACUUAAUUCAGAUGAUGUUUAUGAAGGUCCAGAGCUACCUUCAUCAGUAUCGCAAGAAGCUCAGGCUCCGCUAGUAGAUAAUGGAAAAUCUGAAUUUGUACAGAAAGGCCAUGUGAAAGAUGCUCCACUCGGCCCCACCAAGCCAAGGGUUAUGGGUCCAGCAAUGCCAUCCAAAGAGAUGUUAGAAGCUGCUGCGAAAUUGGAAGAGGCGGAGGCUGCCUUAAGAGCUGCUGAGGAGGAGUUGGAAGGAGAUCCCAUGAUUGGACCUCCCCCACCAGCAGCUGUGGCUGAGGCUGCUUCUGCAAAUGACGCUGAGAGAUUUGAAGAGGUAACGAGGAUAAUAGCUCCAGAUGUUGGCAAUGCCUAUGAGCUUUUGGGUGUAAAGCGAGAGGUGACUGCAGCUGACUUGAAGAAAAGGUACUGGAAAUUAUCACUACUUGUGCAUCCAGAUAAGUGCGAGCACCCGCAAGCUCAUGAAGCAUUUAUGGCCCUGAAUAAGGCUUUCAAGGAUUUGCAAGAUCCUUCAAAGCGAGCUGUAAUCGAUCAUAUAGCUGAUGAGAAACAAGCUAAAGAGGAAUAUGAGGCAGAUUUGAAAGCCAGACGCGAGGCUGCACAAUGGAGGAAACUCCGAGGCGAGGAAGCCCAACCUGGGGAUGCAGAAUUGCUAAUGGGAGAAGCGAAAGAGCCUGCACGUGAUGAGUGGAUGACUGUGCUGCCGCCAGAGAGACAGGCUGGUCGACCAACGCAGCAGUCGACAUUCUUCAGUCGCUCAGAGAAAAGUGGGCGAGGAGACACCAGCAUAUGGACUGACACGCCGCUUGAAAAGGCACAGAAGGCUAAAAUGCAGUAUUUGGAAGCCUACAAGCAAGCAGCUCUUACUGGCCCAGAACCUGACGAAUCAACUUUCGAGCGGGAGAAGGCAGCUAGAGCAGCAGUUAUGAUGGAUCAGUAUAACGAGAAGAAACGAGCUCUGUCUAUGGUAGACAAGCUGCAGCGUGAGAAUGUGAAGGAGUCAAAGAAGAAGAAAGGGGGAGGAGGAGGAGGAGGAGGAGGAGCGGCUUCGUUGUUAUCGAAAGAGAAAGAGAGGAAGGAGGCUGAAUGGCAAGAAAAGCAUCCAUGGAAACCAUGGGAUAGGGAGAAAGAUCUCACUGCCGGUCGGCAGGCUAUGAAGUGGGAUGCCAAAAGUGUUCAAGAAGGUUUAGGUUCUAGAUUCGGAUCCAGUGCUGGAGAUAGAAAGUUCUUGUAGUCCAGGCAAGUUCAAUACACGCUCCGACAAAAUCUGUAAGAUGUACGGCCCGAUUGAUUUAUAAUCAAGAAAUUGAAUGUUGCAUGCUCUUCCCCGGGUAAUAUAACUUACAUGCUGCACGCAGGAGAGGUCUCGAUAAUGUCUCUCUCAAG